AUGCAGCUUGCGGAGGUGGGAACAUCCUGUGUGAGAACCACCAAAGAAAGCUCCUACCCUGUGAACACUCAGAAGGGUCUAAAAAUGUCCAGCCGCUCGCGCUCUCUCGAAGCCCCGCCGCCCGCAAGACCCGCAAGCGCACGACCUACCCCGUUGGGACACGCCGAGCUGCCCCGAGGCUCCCGAGGACUCCGGGGCGGGGGCUGCUCCUCCUCCGCCUCCCGGGGCCGUCGUUCCCGCGGAGCCGGUUCUGGGCCCACCGGCAAACUCACUUCAGGCCGACAACCUUCCCGGAGCCCGAAUCGGUCUCCAAGGGCCUCCCCGUCCCGCGGGCGCAGACCGGCUGAGCCCGGGCCUCGCCGCCCUGCGCCGCAGCCGCCGCCACCGCCGCCACCGCCCGACCCCUUCGGCCCAGCCCGCGGGCUCCGGGGCUCGAGCUCGAGGGUCCCCGUUCGAGCCUCCGCCCAGCCUGCGCGGAGCCGCGCCCGCACAGACCCGUGCCCGCUGGAUGCCGGCCCGACCGGACAGCGUGCAGCCCCGGAGGCCCCGGGACCCUUGCCCGCCGGAGGCCAAAGCCUGGGAACCACGGGGAGCGGUGACCUGGGCUCGGGCAGGAAGCGAGAGAAGCGCGGCGGCACUACGCGUGCGCGAACACGCACACACAACUGCACCGAACUGCACAUGCGCAAGACGACGGCGGCGGUGCGCCUGCAGAAGCCCACUCUGGAGCCGGGCAAAUACCCGACCUCUGUUUCCCGCGAACUACUAACAGGACAGCAAGGAGAAAAAUGAACCUCGCCUUUUCAAUCAGCUCGGCAGAUACAAUCCAUUACAUAGAAGUUCUCCGGCGAAACAAUACACCUGUUUCAGGGUCACAGGACUUGCCAGUGGCAUUUGCUAUAAAUUUUUUCACUGUUCAUCCUAAAUUCACCUUGUCAUCUUGGUGCCCAUCUGUGCCAGUUGUCUCUGUCCAAAGGAAAAAGAAAACUACUUACCUGUUUCUGACAAAUAGGUCGUUAAAGCUCAGAGCUAGGUGCCUAGGGCCCACCCUUAACUCUCCUGGUGACAGAGAGACACUACCUUCCUUGAGGUUUACAUUUCAAAGAGAUGGCUCCCAGGCCCUUAAGAACAACCAUCCCCUGUUAUAAUGUGAGCAAGAAAAUUAUUUAGCUUCCAGGAGAUUUAGAUACAUACAAAAUCAACAGAGGAAGUUUUCUCCAGGUAACACUCUUUCCAAAGAUAAUAGUACUGAUUUAUGCUAAUGAUGGGCACAUAACCCAUUCCUGAUUUCUCUCGCUGAGCUGUUGCAUCAAACUAAUCCCGCACAAAAGGCGUGCUUCUCCAGAAGCUGCUCUGUCCGCCAUGGCUGUGGCUGUGUAGCCCGGAAGUCCUGCCCAGCUCUUGCUGCUAGUAAGUGUGGUCUGUGCCCGAAUUCCCACCAAUGGACUUCUCACCAACAGAAUGCUGGAAUUCAUGAGAGGUGACCACACUUCCCCUGGGCCUGAGACUGGAAGACCUCCAGGCACAUUUCUUCUGUGUUCUUUUCCAUUUUCAGCAGGUAAAGGAAGGAAGCUAUGUUGAGCACCUUGGGGAAGACAGGCAGAGCACCCCCUGCCCCGUCCACUGGGUCCUGGCCUCCAGCCCUUGCCUCCCCCACAGGCACUGACCUGCUCAGCUGAAGACUGGGACGCCCUCCCGCCUCUCUGUCCACUCUGGUUCUCUGCCUGUGAACUCUGGCUGUCAUGCCCCCCUCCCCCUCACCACCCAACUCUGUCCCUGCAACUCAGAGACAUCCUGGGUGCCCCCAGGACCCCUGCCACAUACCUCAGCCUGGAUAACUCUCCGAGCGGUGAACUGGACGCUCUUGGGGCUCACUCCUCUCUCCAAAUGGUUAAAACCUGUCAUUUCAUAUAUUCAUAU
Molecule: messenger RNA, 1920 nt
Organism: Lutra lutra (Eurasian river otter)
Lineage: Eukaryota; Metazoa; Chordata; Mammalia; Carnivora; Mustelidae
Product: serine/arginine repetitive matrix protein 1-like
Exons: 3
Coding region: 1-792 (263 amino acids)
Source: RefSeq, a predicted model, not a curated record